Molecule: messenger RNA, 1347 nt
Organism: Fusarium coffeatum
Lineage: Eukaryota; Fungi; Ascomycota; Sordariomycetes; Hypocreales; Nectriaceae
Exons: 3
Coding region: 1-1347 (448 amino acids)
Biological process (GO): protein urmylation; tRNA wobble position uridine thiolation
Cellular component (GO): cytosol; cytoplasm
Molecular function (GO): thiosulfate-cyanide sulfurtransferase activity; URM1 activating enzyme activity; adenylyltransferase activity
Source: RefSeq, a predicted model, not a curated record
AUGGAGACCAUCGAUAAACUCAGGAGAGAAAUCGCAAAGCGAGAAGUCGAGCUCGCAGACUUACGCUCUCAGCUCGCAGCAGCAGAAUCCGAAGCACGCGAAACUAAGACUGAAGAGUCAUGGAAAUGGCCUCUUGAGAAUCACGAGUAUGAGCGCUAUAGCAGACAGAUGAUUGUUCCAAAUUUUGGACUUCAAGGUCAACUGCGCUUGCGAAAGGCCAAGGUUCUACUCGUCGGCGCCGGAGGUCUAGGUUGUCCUGCUGCUGCAUAUCUCGCUGGCUCAGGUAUUGGAACGAUUGGUCUAGUUGACGGCGAUGAAGUCGAAGUUUCGAAUUUGCAUCGUCAAGUUGCGCAUUCGACUGGUCGGGUAGGCAUGAGUAAAGUGCAGAGCGCAAUUACUUAUCUUAAAGAUCUUAACCCGACGAUAACUUAUCAUGCGCACAAUACCCAUCUUACGCCUCAGAAUGCGCAGGACAUUGUGUCUGGAUAUGAUCUUGUCCUUGAUUGUACGGAUCAUCCUACAUCUCGCUAUCUCAUUUCGGAUAUUUGUGUUCUUCUCUCAAAGCCUCUUGUUUCAGCAUCUGCGUUCCAAACCUCUGGUCAACUUAUUGUUCUCAACAAUCCUCCUGGCAAAGGACCUUGUUAUCGUUGCGUCUUUCCCACGCCACCACCACCUGACAGUGUGGUGGGCUGUGGUGAAGGUGGUAUCAUUGGACCUAUUGUUGGUACUAUGGGUGUCCUGCAAGCGCUCGAAGCGAUCAAGCUGGUUUCGAGAGGCGAUCUUGAGAUUCAUGGAGAGGCAAAGACACCGAUGUUGUUGCUCUUCACUGGAACCUCUGACACACCUUUCCGAUCUGUGAGGAUGAGAGGAAAAAGAAAGACAUGUUUCGCUUGUGGAGACGAGAAUGGUUUGACGCUGGACGAGCUCAAGACGUCAAUGGAUUAUGUCCAGUUUUGUGGUGUCAGACAGCCGGUCCAAUUGCUCAAACCAGAUGAGCGAGUGACGGCAAAGGAAUACGAGACGAUAUCAAAGCCAGGAGAUAAGGAGGCUUUGUUAGUGGAUGUUCGAGAAAAGGAGCAUUUCGAUCUCUGCAACAUCUCGGGUUCGAUCAAUAUUCCCAUUAGUCGCUUCAUGAGCGCUCGUGGUGAAGCUACACCCGAAGGCUGGCCAAGCGAUGUAUCACCGUCUACACCUAUAUACUUGGUUUGCAGAGUUGGCAACGAUUCUCAAAUUGCGGCGCAGAAGCUCAAGGAUCUGGGAUUGGGGAACGAGCGAUUCAUUGGUGAUAUCUCUGGUGGAUUCAAGUCAUGGAAGGACACUGUCGAUCCUACUGUGCCAUUCAUAUAA